Lolium perenne is the source of this 2325-nucleotide messenger RNA. NCBI's taxonomy places the organism in Eukaryota, Viridiplantae, Streptophyta, Magnoliopsida, Poales, Poaceae. The record is from RefSeq and is a predicted model, not a curated record.
CCAUGGACAGCGUCCACCCCUCCACCUUGCACCGCGGCCUCCCUUUUAAUCACGAAACCGAGCCCUUCUCCACCAUUCCCUGCCUCACCCCCACUCCUCUCACCUCUCUGCACGUCUCAGAGAAGCCCAAGACGGAGCCCUGCCUCAUCUCCAUCUCGGCCACGCUCAAGUCCGAGCCGCGCUCGCCGUCUGCAUGUCGCCGAGCACAUCGCUGCCAGCACCUCUCCGCCCUUCCUCUCUACUCUAUUUUUUCUUCAUGUUGUUCUCUAACUCGCUGGGUACCUCAUCGUCGCCUCUUUUUCUGCCAGGAGUUCACUAGGAUCGUCGUCGUCGAGCUGUCGCCGGCGGUACGUACCUGUCCCGGCACCGUCGCGAUGCGAAGUCCGCCCUCGACCCUAUCGUCGUCCAGGCGCUCAUCUUCCAGUCCUAGUCGACCCACGGCCGAGCCCGUCCUCCACGCACCAUCGCCCGAGCUGAUGCGGAAAGCCCCGCGGCAUCCUGCUGAUAGGUGCGUCGCCCACCGUCCCCGACUCGGACGUCGCGCUCGUCCUCGUCUGCAGCGACGACCUGGAGCUCCGCCAGCUCGAGCAUGCAGCAGCUCACCGAGUCAGACCUCUGUCCGUAAGGUCGCGCUGCACGCGUGGCCUGGAGCUUUGCAGGGCAGCGCCUGCGCACCUUCCCGGCCUCGUCCUUCGCCACCGCCGAGCUCGUAUCCUCCGUGCAUGUCGCCGUUCACGGAGUUCCAUCCGCGCCGGCCAGAGAACAUCUCGCUGGCAUGCUGCUCCACAAGCAUGUUCAGAACCUCCGUGCAGGCCUCCUCGAGCCCCAUGCCGUCGCCGUCGCUUCCGCUCUGUCCGCGCUUUCCAUCCUUGACAUGUGGUUUGCCUCCGCCGCACGACGACCGGGAGCCUCGCGCGCGCUCUACGGCACCAUGACGAAUCUCAGCAUCCGUGUCGUCGCCUGGAGGUUGCACCAGGUGGCGGCCGUCAUCGAAGCUAUGUCCGUGCCGCUCUGUCCCGGCGCCGCGCCCGCUGCUGUCGGCGACGACGUCUCCAGCACGUCCGAGACGCUCAGAUGAGCCGGCCUAGUCCACCUCGCCAUCCUCUCAUAGUCCCUGUCGAGCGUCGGCCGUCGCAGAGACGAACGCCGCCGAAAAAGAAGAUCGGAAUCAUCCCAGAGAUUUGAAGAUGAAGUCCAGGGACAAAUAGCCAACCAAGGCAAGCCACCUCUUGAUGCAUCUCUGAUCCUAUAUAUCUUAUUCUUGCAUUAUUACAAGUUUUAUAAAAGUGCAUGUCUUCUAUUUAUUUUGUCGGUGGUUAGUGCCACCCGGAGUUUUAUUAUUCCACCCUUAGGGUGCAGCCCUCGUUGGUACCUACUGAUCACUUCUCUAUUAGUGAUAUGGUGCUUAUCACCUUGUCAUCCUUGUCGCCAUUUUUCGAAGAAGAGUUGGACUAUAGGUGGGAACCCUAGAAAAAAAUGAUUAUGAAAACUGUUUUUCGGAAAAGAAGUUUUCGAAAAUCUUGGAACGGGGUAGCCCUGCCCAAGUGUGACUUUUUAAAAGGAAUAACUUUUUAUGGAAGGAAGAUUUGCUGGAGGCAAGUGGAGAAAAGAAAAUGUUUUCGAAAACUUUAGCGCCUAAGUACUCACCCGGACUGAAAAACAGUGCAACCACAUUACCCCAAAGUGGGCACGGGGCGUAGCGUAGUAGUUUGUCUCGCCUUAGUUUGGGUCCUGCAAAUGUAAGGGGUAGUCCGAGCAUGGACACCUAUCGACCGUGGCCUUCCCGACGAACUUGGAACGCCUUUCCGUCUCGGACAGAUGGCAGGGGUACAACCUAUGAGCUCCCAUUGAAUAAUGCCCCGCAGUUGGUCGCGUCAUUCCGGAGGGUCGAGCUGGUCGGGGAAUUUGCUACUCCUGGGUAAACGACCCCUCGGACUCUGGUGUUGGGAGGUACAACUCUAGGCGGCAUGUCUUAGGCUAAGGCGAGCAGGCGAAAAACUACGAUCGAGUAUUUGUCGUGGCAUAGUUUAUUAUGCAGGGAUGAUGCCCACACGAUGAGUAUCCGGAUCUUGUGGGGAAAGUGUACAACCUCUGCAGAGUGAAAACUAUUCGAAUAGCCGUGUCCGCGGUUAUGGACGGUUGGAAAGGCUGCUGCUUAGCACUAAAGAGUUUUGGUUUACAAAAGUGUUUUUCUCAAAUAUUGUUUUGGGAAAGUGAUGCCAGUGGGACUGGUGGAAAAUGUACCUCGGAGGUACGGUGGAAAGUUGGAAAGGAAAUGGCCAUAUGAGAUGGCUGAAAUUAAGUUGGGUCACCCUUACGUAUUAG